GAAAAAUUCUGAUCUCCUAAUUUACACAGUUUUUUCUGAAUCUUAGGUUCACCAGUUCUAGGGAGGAAUUCGGAGUUUGGAGUUGCAUCUUAUUCCUUUGGAUGGUGGUGGUUCUGCCCUAAUUCUUGCUUGUACUGACAAUCUCAAUUGAGGGAUGGCAGGAGUGAGGGAUAGAACCGAGGAUUUGAAGGACACUGUUCGCUCUGUAGCUCUUUCCCUAGAAUAUGAUGAGUCAAAAAUAGCUUCAAUACUAGCUUCUUUUAUUAUCCGCAAGCCAAGACAGAAGUCUCCCUUCACUAAAGCCACGUUGAAAACGCUUGAAAGUAUCGAAACCUUGGAUAAGUUUAUUGUGAAGCAUCGGAAGGAUUAUGUGGAGCGGCACCGGACAACUGAACAGGAAAGGGACAGCAUCGAGCAUGAAGUUGGGGUUUUUAUAAAAGCGUGCAAGGAGCAGAUAGAUAUUCUGCAAAGAAGGAUAAAAGAUGAAGAUAAAAACGGGACUUCAAGGCCAUGGCUUGGCGUUAUGGCUGAUAAUUCCCAAGCUGACAUUGUGGCUCACAGACACGGUGUGGUUUUGAUCCUCAGUGAGAGGCUGCAUGUGGUAACUGCUCAGUUUGACCAGUUAAGAGCCAUACGAUUUCAAGAAGCUGUUAAUAGAGCCAUGCCGAGAAAAAAACCGCAAAAAGUGUCCAUUUCACACUCAACGGAUGCAUCUAGAUCUGUACGUGCAGAGGUCAGGGAGCCAGACGAGUUUCCACCAGAACCUCUUAGGGUCCAGCAACAGCUCUUGGAUGAUGAAACACAGGCUCUUCAGGUGGAGUUGUCUAAUCUUCUGGAUGCUGUGCAAGAAACUGAAACGAAGAUGGUCGAAAUGUCUGCCCUAAAUCACCUCAUGUCCACACAUGUUCUCCAACAGGCUCAGCAGAUUGAGUUUUUGUAUGAGCAGGCAAUUGAAGCUACAAACAAUGUAGAAAUGGGUAACAAGGAGCUCACACAAGCCAUUGACCGCAACAGCAGCAGCAGAACCUUUAUUGUGUUUUUUAUAGUUGUUCUAACAUUCUCUGUACUUUUCCUUGAUUGGUACGACGGGCAACGAGACAAAUAGAUCUCUUCAGUUUGUAAUCCGCCUUCUAGUUUCUUCACUUUUUUUUUUUGUUCUCCUUAUCUCUGUUUACUUGGUUUUACUUAUAGAGGGCAAUGCCAAAAAUGAAACCAGAAGUGAAAAAGAGUAGAUUCAAUGAAAAUUAAGUUAAUCAACUUUC
Messenger RNA from Papaver somniferum (opium poppy), 1262 nucleotides. Its product is annotated as syntaxin-81-like. Bases 155 to 1105 code for a protein of 316 amino acids. Gene Ontology annotation, biological process: retrograde vesicle-mediated transport, Golgi to endoplasmic reticulum. NCBI's taxonomy places the organism in Eukaryota, Viridiplantae, Streptophyta, Magnoliopsida, Ranunculales, Papaveraceae. Gene Ontology annotation, cellular component: SNARE complex; endoplasmic reticulum; membrane. The record is from RefSeq and is a predicted model, not a curated record. The transcript is spliced from 9 exons.